Coniosporium apollinis CBS 100218 is the source of this 945-nucleotide messenger RNA. RefSeq lists its product as uncharacterized. The transcript has a single exon. The record is from RefSeq and is a predicted model, not a curated record. Lineage: Eukaryota; Fungi; Ascomycota; Dothideomycetes. The coding region runs from base 1 to 945 and encodes 314 amino acids.
AUGCUAAUUUUCCCAGUCAUCAUCUUCGCAGGCGCAAUAAUGGGCUUCACUUUGGCGCGUCUGCCCUACCUCAACAUCGCAGGCACCGCCAAAACCAGCUUCGCCAAUAGUACUUCACCUGGCGAGUGGUACUGGUACCACGCCGGCGUCUAUCGCAUCGGCAUCACCCUCCAUCUCGGCACCAUCCUGCCAGUCGGCUUCCUCAUGGUCUGGCAAUUCGUCCCCGUCAUCCGAUACAAACUGCUCAUCCUCCACCGGAUCAACGGUUACGUCAUCAUCCUUCUCGUCCUCAUAUCCAACGUCGGAGCCCUCAUGAUCUGCCGACGAUCCUUCGGCGGGACACUCGACACCCAAGCGGGAGUCGGCAUGCUCGUGAUCCUCACAACCACCAGCAUAGGCCUCGCAUACUACAACAUCAAGCGCCUCCAGAUCGACCAGCAUCGCGCUUGGAUGCUGCGAGCGAUGUUCUACCUCGGCACCAUCAUCACGAUGCGUCUGAUCAUGAUCCUCUCCGCGCUCAUCAUCACAAGGCUCGGCUCCUACUACACCACGAGGUCUUGCGACGAGAUCAGCUUCAUCUACGACUCCGAGGAUUCAGUAAAGGAAUUCUACCCCCAGUGCAGCAAUCCCAACUCUACAGUCGACGGCCUCGUCAUCGUGCACGCGAGCUUUGCGGCCGGACGACCGGAGCAGAUUGCUGCGAGCUUGGGCGUGGGCUUCGGAAUGGCGUUGUGGAUGGCGUUAUUGAUGCAUCUUGUUGGUGUGGAGAUUUAUCUGGCUUUGACGCCGAGGGAGAGCGAUAGGUUGAGACAGGUGAGCUAUGAGAGGCAGAUGGAGAGAGGGUUUAAGAACCCGGGGAGUGCGGGCUUGACGAGUGAUCGAUGGGGAGAUGCUGAGCCGUGGAGGCCGAUGAGGGAAGUUGCGGCGAUUGAGACUGGGGAGUGA